This is a messenger RNA of Micromonas pusilla CCMP1545, 591 nucleotides long. RefSeq lists its product as uncharacterized. Gene Ontology annotation, cellular component: nuclear exosome (RNase complex); cytoplasm. NCBI's taxonomy places the organism in Eukaryota, Viridiplantae, Chlorophyta, Mamiellophyceae, Mamiellales, Mamiellaceae. Gene Ontology annotation, molecular function: RNA binding. The record is from RefSeq and is a predicted model, not a curated record. Gene Ontology annotation, biological process: RNA processing. The transcript is spliced from 2 exons. The coding region runs from base 1 to 591 and encodes 196 amino acids.
AUGACGGCGACCGCGUCCGUGUGCCCCGGCGAGCGCCUGCGGUUCGCGGAGGAGUUCCUCCCCGGCCCCGGGACGUACGUCCGCGAUAAGCACGUCCUCGCCGCGGUCGUCGGCGACGCGCGCGUCGUCCCGGCGGCGGACGACGCCGAGGAUCGCCGCCCGACGAUCGAGGUCGUCAGAAGAGGCACCGCCCGCGUCGGCGGGCUGCUGCUGCCGCAGAUCGGAGACGAGGUGUUCGCGAAGGUCACGCGCACGAACCCGAAGCUCGCGAACGUGGAGAUCGUGUGCGUGAACGGGCUGGCGUGCGCGGAUCCGUUCAACGGGAUCGUGCGAGUCUCAGAGAUUCGCGCGAGCGAGACCGCGGAGCUGGACCUGCACGACUGCUUCGUCCCGGGAGACAUCAUCCGCGGACGGAUCAUAUCGUUGGGGGACGCGCGGUCGUACUACGUCAGCACCGCGGAGAACGAGCUAGGGGUGGUCAGGGCGCGGUCGCCGUUCACGGGCGAGCCGAUGAUCCCGGCGCAGUGGGACGAGAUGGAGUGCCCGAGCACGAGGAAGCGGGUGAAGAGGAAGGUGGCGAAGGUGAUAUGA